This is a messenger RNA of Phyllostomus discolor (pale spear-nosed bat), 1517 nucleotides long. RefSeq names its product adhesion G protein-coupled receptor E2-like. The transcript has 9 exons. The record is from RefSeq and is a predicted model, not a curated record. Gene Ontology annotation, molecular function: calcium ion binding; G protein-coupled receptor activity. Bases 352 to 1401 code for a protein of 349 amino acids. Gene Ontology annotation, cellular component: membrane. Lineage: Eukaryota; Metazoa; Chordata; Mammalia; Chiroptera; Phyllostomidae.
GCAAGCAAGGCUCAGAGAUGGUCCUCUAGAAUGUGAAAAUCUAUUUCUUUUUCCUUAUAUAUUCAGAUUUUUUGGAGUUCUUCCACUUCUAAUGACAACUGUCUCUCUCCCCCAACCUCUACUCUUGAACCUCCAGCUAACAGCUGGCUCCCUCCAUUUCUUGGGCCUUCUGACCCCAUCCCCUCAGGCUCUGCUGCCACAGCCUCUGACUUCACAGCAUCUGCCCCCACAGCCUCUGCCCCCACAGCCUGUGCUCACUGGUGCCCUCUGCAUUCCACAUGUGUCAGCACCACUGCCUGUUGCUGCCUUCCAGGAUUCAGCUCUUCAUCUGGAGAGACUGUCACCAACCCCAUGGAGACUUGUGAUGACAUCAAUGAAUGUGAACUACCCUCGGUGUCCUGUGGAAAAUUUGCCAACUGCCAGAACACAGAAGGGAGCUAUUACUGCAGGUGCAACUCAGGAUAUAGGCUUCAUUCUGGAGCAACAGUGUUCUGGAAUGAAAAUGAGAACACAUGUCAAGCUUACCACAUGGGGACAACGCAGAUGACGAGGACCCAGAAGAAUGUUGGGUCAGAUUUGGGCAGGACGACACAGACCCCACUGCACACACGCAAACUUGAAGAGUCACAUAAAUGGAAGACAUUCCCCUCUGAACCAGGCUAUAACAGAGGGCACCAUUGGGGACAACUGCCUCACUCAUGGGGGUACACAGGGACAUCCUUCCCCAACUGGACUGCACCCCCUAGAAUCAACAGCAAGCGCUAUUCCCGAUUCUUAAAAGAAAUUGAUGAUUUGGGCAGAGAUUUCACAUUAUCCUCAGCUAUGGACACCAUCCAGAACAUCGUACAGGUGGUUGACAGCCUACUGGAGAACCCUGAAGACCUGAAGACCUGUUCCCGCUCAGAGCAGCACUCUGUGGCCACUAACCUGCUCUUCAACAUGGAGCAUGUCUUGAGAGAGCUGAGCAAGUCCCCACCCAAUGAGUCACUGGCCUUUAAUGCAGCAGGAGGCACAGAACUGUCCCUGAAGGUAAAGGAACAAGGACAAAGGAGUGUCAGCUUGAGUGUCAGUCAGGCAAAGAUGCUGCUGAACUGGGAUAUGGUGCAGGAGUCUGGGGACUCAGACCCUUCUGUGGUGGGCCUUAUCUCUACUCCAGGGAUGGGCAGGUUGCUGGCAGGGGCCCCCCUUGUGCUGGAAACUGAGGGACCAAAAGUUCUGCAUGAGACACACACAGGCUUGAUGCAGGGGGUCUCCCCGGUCCUGCUCUCAGAUGUCAUCUCUGUCUUUGUGAGCAACAACAACACCCAGAACCUCAGUUCCCCAGUCACCUUUGUCUUCCAGCAUUCAGUGACCCCUAGGCCAAGGCAGCAGGUACUCUGUCUUCUGGGAGCAUGGCCAUAAUGGAAGUGGUUAUUGGUCCAUCAAAGGCUGCAGGAUGGUGGGAUCCAGAGACACCAGCACCACCUGUCAAUGCACCCACCUCAGCAGCUUUGCUGUCCUCAUGGCCCAGUAUGACA